Messenger RNA from Platichthys flesus (European flounder), 11452 nucleotides. RefSeq names its product phospholipase C, epsilon 1 (gene plce1). The coding region runs from base 516 to 7529 and encodes 2337 amino acids. NCBI's taxonomy places the organism in Eukaryota, Metazoa, Chordata, Actinopteri, Pleuronectiformes, Pleuronectidae. Gene Ontology annotation, biological process: phosphatidylinositol-mediated signaling; small GTPase-mediated signal transduction; lipid metabolic process. Gene Ontology annotation, molecular function: phosphatidylinositol-4,5-bisphosphate phospholipase C activity; guanyl-nucleotide exchange factor activity. The record is from RefSeq and is a predicted model, not a curated record. The transcript is spliced from 46 exons.
CAGCACUUCCUCCAGACUGCCGCCUCGCACGCACCUUUUCCACCCGGGGGAAGCUGCACGAGUCUGGGGCUGAGUUUGUUUGUGGAGUCGCUGAGUGUCAGUGGUUCCCAGUCUGUUUCUGGAGCCCCCCCCCCUCCAAAAUCGAAGAUGACAAAUCGGUGUUUCUGCAUGAAUCUAGGGCCUGCGGUUGGAUGACCAUGCCGCAGAUACAUGUCAGCACCGAUCACACAGGCACACAUGUGGCCCUGCAUCGUGAGCUGUGGCUGUGACCGUGCUAUCAAGGAAAUUCCUGGGUCCCCCAGGGUCACCUCCGUGGGUUUUCUAUCUGCACCAGCUUCUGUUUCCACAUCGCGGACACACAAAGCACACUCUGUAUGGACGUGCAGUCCCAGUAACUCAAGUGGUCCCUGGAUUGCGGUACCGUUGUCGAGCAUGACUCACAGUGGAUUCACCUGAUCAUCACACUGCAGAAUCAACAAGGGACGAAACAAACCAAGGGAGACUCCAGAGACCCAAUGGCCACUGAAGAGAAUCCGACACAGGUGGGAGCUGUCGUGCUGACUCCUCCAUCCACCGGGAGCAGAACCAGCAGAGACGCCAACGACAGCCAGGAAGUACGGCUUUACUGUGACCAACUGCUUCAGUCCAAACAGAGGAGCAGCCCUUCCAUCCCCAUAUACAGUAAGCUGUCGUGUGACAGUGGGGAAGGGGCGAUCUUGGACGAGGAAUACGCGUGUUUGGAUUACAACUCAAAACUCUUGAGCGCCGAUGAGAAACUUUGUCCAGAGCUGAACGCUGGCAAGAGAAUUAAAGGAAUGACUAAUACAGCUACUUCGAUUCCUGGGAAAAGUGUGGAGGGGUCUCCGUGUCGGCUGGACGACCUGGGAGAAGGUUUGGAUUCAGGUGGAAACCGAACUGGCAGCACUCGCUGCUCCUGCACUGUGUCAAACCUUCACGCCAGCAGCCCCAGAUCCACUCCGAGCCCCAACUCCAGCCCGGCUCACAGUCCUCAUCUCAGCUCCAGACCCUCCAGGCCCAACCAGAGACACCUCCGCCGCAGCAGCCUGCCUGUGUCCAUGCUGGCUUUCUCCAAGACAUCACCUUACCUCUCAUCACAGGGCAGCCCCUCCAGUGAACCAGCCUCCUUGUCGUCAUCCCCCUGUGGCUCUCACCACAACCACCAGCAUCGCCAAAACGGACACAUCCGCCGGCACCAUCUCAAAGACGGCUACUCAAGUUUGGAGCGGCUCAACAGGAGGCCCAGGGUCAACAAAUGCUCCCUGGAGAAGAUGUUCCGGCGACGGGCAUCUCUGGAAGCCAUGACGGCCACUUUGGGGCACGUGGAGAGGCCCCCCGCAGGAGGGACGAGACACUGCAGCGUGGGCAGCAGCAGCGAGGAGGAGGACGGAGAGGCCUCCUUAGAGAACACGGACUUUGUGAGGAACCGUAAAGAGCGAUCCACCGUCCUGGUGAGGCGGUUCUUCAAGAAUAACCAGAAGGUGACCAAGUCGGUGUGUACUGGAACCAGAGCGAUUGUCCGGACGCUGCCGUCAGGUCGCAUCUCCGAGGAGGUGUGGGAGCUGGUCGUUCACCGCAGGAUGUGUCGACCCAGCAAGAAGCAGAUCUGGCCAAUCUUAACACGUGGCGUGGGAGAGGAGCUCCGAGUCUGCAGGGACGUGCUGCGCUUCGUCCGGGUCAAACCACAGCAGGUCACCAGCUGUGUGCAGGACCGAGAGGAGCUCAACCUGAUUCAUCCUGCCAAGAAGCUCCUGCAGUCUCUCCCUGGACGCGUGUGUCUCCGUGUGUCUCAUUGGUCGUCUCACACCGCCGGCGCCAGCCAAGCUGGACCUGACCUGAACUCCUGUCUCAAUCCCCGGUGUUGUCGUCCUUCUCAGCCACUUCGGUUCUAUCGCUCGUGUGGCCAGAGGACGUCCGUGUGCUCCCUGCUGACCGGGGCCCUCCUGGAGGCCACAGCCGCCCUCGGGGCCCGCUCCGCCCUGCCCUUCCCUCCGCCUCAGGGUCCCACCAGCCACGGCGUGCUGAAAGAGCGUCAGCUGGCCACCAGUAUGACCAGCAGCAGCUCUCUCCCUCCCAGCGUCAGCGGGAUCAGCAAGGAGCUGACGGAGCUGCGGCACGUCGUGCAGUUCCCCGAGGAGAUCGCCUGUCUCCUCACCGAGCAGGAGCAGCAGCUCUACCAGCGGGUCUUUCCCCUGGACUACCUCUGCUUCCUCACCCGAGACCUGGGCAGUGUCGAGUCUCAAACUAAACGCCACCCGAGCCUCAAGCCGUCGCUGUCCGCGCCCGCCAUGCCUACCCAGAGUGCUCAGCGGUGCAACGCCGUGGAGGACCUGGUGACACGAUUCAACGAGGUGAGCUCCUGGGUGACGUGGCUCGUCCUCACUGCAGGGUCCAUGGAGGAGAAGAGGGAGGUCUUCUCCUACCUGGUCCACGUCGCUAAGUGCUGCUGGAACAUGGGGAACUACAACGGCGUCAUGGAGUUCCUGGCAGGACUCAGGUCCCGUAAGGUGCUGAAGAUGUGGCAGUUCAUGGACCAGUCAGACAUCGACACCAUGAGGAGCUUGAAGGACGCCAUGGCCCAGCACGAGUCCUCGUCUGAGUACAAGAAGGUUGUGACCAGAGCUCUGAAUAUCCCAGGGUGCAAGGUUGUCCCAUUCUGUGGGGUUUUCCUGAAGGAGCUGAGUGACGCGUUAGACGGGACAGCAAGCAUCAUCAGCCUUAAACCACCUGCAGACAAGACAGAGGGCGCUAUAGAGUUUGUGUCCGACUACAGCGGCCAGCACAACUUCAUGUCCCGGUCCGGUCCCAACGGUCUGCACGUCCCAGAGAAGGAAGCUACCGUCAGCAACAUCCUGCAGAUCAUCAGAUCUUGUAAUCGCAGUCUGGAAGCCGAGGAUCCCGACGAGGCGUCCACCAGUCCCUCGUCCACGGGCCCGUCCCCUGCGUCCAGGAGCAACUCGUUCAGGGACCGGUGCCACAACCAUUCCCACUCGGUUAGGACGCUGCAAGAAUCAAACCGUGUCUUAUUCAUGGUCGGGGACUUGUCCGACUCAGAUGGCGACCUGUCGUCUGAGCCAGUGGGGAAGGAGGUGGAGUUCCAGGGAACCGAGGAGACGCACCGAGCUUUCAGCCACGGCACCGAGCUCAUUCCCUGGUACGUCUUGUCGCUACAACCAGACGUCCAGCAGUUCCUGCUGCAGGGGGCCACAGUCAUCCACUACGACCAGGACAGCCACCUCAGCGCCCGCUGUCUGCUGCGCCUGCAGCCUGACAACACAACUCUCACCUGGGGUAACCCUCAGAGCGGAGGAGCCCCCCCUCCGGAGCAGCCGCUGGGAUUAGGACAGACGGUGGUGGCCGGACUGGCUGAAGGUCUGCUGGACCUGGGAGUGGUGAAGGCGGUGUUUCUGGGUCACCAGGGCGUGGACGUCCACGCCGUGUGUUUGCAGAACAAGCUGAGUCACAUGACGGUGGAGGAGAACGGCCUCAGCCUCCUCUACGGCCUCAGCACCACUGACAACAGGCUCCUGCACUUUGUGGCCCCCAAUCACACGGCCCAGGUGCUGCACAAGGGCCUGUCGGAGCUGGUGAACGCAACCAGGAAGUUGAAGAAGUUUCCCGACCAGCGGCUGCAGUGGCUGCGGAGGCAAUAUAUCAGUCUGUAUCAGGAGGAGGGCCGGUACGAGGGCCCCACGCUGGCCCAGGCCAUCGAGCUGUUCGGGGGCCGCAGGUGGAACAUGAGCACCGGUGGAGCGGAGAAAGCUGGAGCCCAGAAAAACAGCCCGCUCUGCAUGAACGAGAAGGCCAAGAAGAAGAAGAAGGUCCUCGUCAGGGGAGACAGUGGGGAUGCCACAGAUGACGAGAUGGUUUCCAGGAAAACGCGGAGCUGCAAGGAUGGACUGUACCGGAACGGGCUGGAGUCCGACAGCAUCGACCAAGAGGAUCCAGACGACAACUUCCCUGGACCCUUCUCCCUCUCAUCCAAUAAGAGCCCGGGAUUGCUUGCCUCUUCCUCGUCCUCGUCCUCUUCCUCCAGCAUGGCGGGGUCCAACCCGUCCCGUCCACAAUCCUCUCCGGUCCUUUCAGGAACCGUCAAGUCGCAGCCAGGGACGUGGAGCAGCCGGUCGUGGCACGGCCGAGGAAAAGGCUGUUUCAGAGGCUUCCAGAACCUCAUGAUUUCUGACAGCACCAUGAGCUUCAUCGAGUUUGUUGAGCUCUUCAAAUCAUUCAGUAUCCGGAGCAGGAAGGACCUGAAGGAGCUGUUUGACACCUUCGCUGUCCCCUGCAGUCGAUCGAGUCCAGAGUCCGCUCCUCUCUACACCAACCUCAGGAUAGACGACAGAGACACUGGGCUGCAGCCGGACCUCGACUUACUGACCCGCAACGGCUCGGAUCUCGGCCUGUUCAUCCGGACGAGGCAGCAGAUGUCGGACAACCAGAAGCAGAUCUCGGACGCCAUCGCGGCAGCCAGCAUCGUGACCAAUGGGACGGGCGUGGAGAACGCCUCACUGGGUGUACUGGGAUUGGCUAUCCCCCAGCUCAAUGACUUUUUAGUCAACUGUCAGAGAGAUCACCUGAGCUACGACGAGAUCCUCAGCAUUAUACAGAAGUUUGAGCCCUCGUCAAGCAUGAGGCAAAUGGGCUGGAUGUCAUUUGAAGGUUUUGCAAGAUACCUGAUGGACAAGGACAACUUUGCGUCUCGUAAUGAGGAAUCUCAAAUGAACCCGGAGGAGCUGCAGUAUCCUCUGUCCUACUACUACAUCGAGUCGUCUCACAACACGUACCUGACGGGUCACCAGCUGAAGGGGGAGUCCUCUGUGGAGCUGUACAGUCAGGUGCUGCUGCAAGGCUGCAGGAGCGUUGAGUUGGACUGCUGGGAUGGAGAUGACGGCAUGCCGGUUAUUUACCACGGACACACACUCACCACUAAAAUACCCUUCAAGGAUGUGGUGGAAGCCAUCAACCGGGCUGCGUUUGUCAUCUCGGACAUGCCGGUCGUCCUGUCCAUCGAGAACCACUGCUCGCUCCCUCAACAACGCAAGAUGGCGGAGAUCUUCAAGACGGUGUUCGGGGAACGUCUGGUGACGCGCUUCCUCUUCGAGAGCGACUUCAGCGACGACCCUCACCUGCCGUCGCCGCUGCAGCUGCGGGGGAGGAUCCUCCUGAAGAACAAGAAGCUGAAAGCCCACCAGGCCCCGGUGGACAUCCUCAAACAGAAGGCUCACCAGCUCGCCCACAUGCAGGCCCAGGCCAGCAACGGGUCCCCGGGGGUCACAUCCCCUGGUAGCCACGCCAACGAGGAGGAGGAAGAGGAAGAAGACGAGUACGACUACGACUACGAGUCCCUAUCAGAUGCUGAUGUCCUCACAGCCUCUACUGCCUCCUAUGGCCUGGAAGAUAACAUCCUGGACGACAAGCCCGAGGGGAAGAGCCCGGCAGACAAAGAGGAGCAGCCUGUUGAUGAAGUCCCAAAGAGGAUGAAGAAGACUGACAGCACCACACAGAGCAAAGGAAAGGUGUUUGACAUGGAGCUGGGCGAGGAGUUCUACCUUCCUCAGAACAAGAAGGAGAGUCGACAGAUCGCCCAGGAGCUGUCCGACCUCGUCAUCUACUGCCAGGCUGUGAAAUUCCCGGGCCUGUCCACGCUGUCUCCGGCCGGCUCCGGCAGAGGGAAGGACCGGGGGAAGAGCAGGAAGUCCAUAUUUGGCACCGCUCCGGCUCGCUGCGGCAUAACGGGGGAGGUCACGGCCCAGAGCCGCACCCCUGGGAAAGGUGGCGCUGACCGGCUCAGCUGGGAGGAGCAGCAGCAGACAUCGCCCACCCUCAACCCCCCCACCUCUCUCAGCGCCAUCAUCCGCACGCCCAAGUGCUACCACGUCUCCUCCGUCAACGAGAACGCCGCCAAGCGCCUGUACCGGCGCUACUCCAAGAAGCUGAUCCACCACACGGCGUGCCAGCUGCUCCGGACGUAUCCCGCCGCCACCAGGAUCGACUCCACCAACCCCAACCCGCUGCUCUUCUGGCUGCACGGCAUCCAGCUGGUGGCGCUCAACUACCAGACCGACGAUCUGCCCAUGCAGUUGAACACAGCGCUGUUCGAGGCCAACGGCGGCUGUGGCUACGUCCUGAAGCCGGCGGUGCUGUGGGACCGCAGCUGUUUGCUCUAUCAGCAGUUCUGUCCGAUGGAUAGAGACGUGGAGAAGAUGAGCCCGGCGGUCUAUUCCCUCACCAUUGUCUCUGGUCAGAACGUGUGUCCCGGGAACAGCGCCGGCAGCCCCUGCAUCGAGGUGGACGUCCUGGGCAUGCCCGUGGACAGCUGCCACUUCCGCACCAAACCCAUCCACCGCAACACGCUCAACCCCAUGUGGAGCGAGCACUUCCAGUUCACCGUGCACUUCGAGGACAUGUGCUUCCUGCGUGUCGCCGUGGUGGAGAACAACAGCUCCCAGACCACGGCUCAGAGGACCCUGCCCCUCAAGGCCCUCAAACCAGGUUAUAGACACGUCCAGUUGAGGACACAGCACAACGAGCAACUUGAGGUUUCCGGCUUACUCAUCUACAGCCGCAGGAUAGAGGAGGGGCCAACAGGGGGCGCCACUCCCUCAUCCCUGCUGUUCAGCUCGGAGGAGAAACAUGCGUCCACGCCGCACCGGGUGACGGUGCACGGAGCUCCUGGUCCGGAGCCCUUCACCGUGUUCUGUGUCACCGAGCAGACCACCGCCAAGCAGCUGCUGGACACGGUUGUAGCAUCCUCUGGGAAUCCGUCCGAUUACUUCCUCUGCGAGGAGCGGGCCCCUCUGUUGAAGGAGCGCAGUGAAGUGAAGCGCUGUGCCCAGCAGCGCCCCCUGGCUCCGGAGGAGGAGGUGGUCCGACUGGUCUCCAGCUGGAGCACGGAGGACGGAUACGUGGGGAGGAUCUACCUCAAAGCCAGAGAGGAGAACUUGAACGAGCUGAACACGGUGCAGGACGGAGAGGAGGAGGUGACUGUGGGGAGCAGAGAAGGAGGAGGAGGAGGAGGAGGAGGAGCAGAGGAAGACAUGUUCUUUGUUCAGGUUCAUGAAGUUUCUCCAGAACAACCGCACACUGUGAUCAAGGCCCCGCGCUACAGCACAGCUCAGGACAUCAUCCAGCAGUCUCUGUCGAAGGCCAAGUAUUCCUACAGCAUCGUCUCGAACCCCAACCCGUGCGACUACGUCCUGAUGGAGGAGGUGACCAAGGACGUGAGCUCUAAGAAGUCCUCUGCCUCCAAGCCGCUGCAGCGCGUGCUGCUGGAUCACGAGUGCGUCUUCCAGGCGCAGAGUCGCUGGCGCGGAGCGGGACGCUUCAUUCUUAGGCUCAAGGAGCAGGUGUCACGGGAGGACAAGAGGAAGGUCAUGUCCUUCGCCAGCGAGCUGAAGAAGCUGACCAGCCGCAGCCGCAGCAUGACCACGGGCGGCGCAGUGGACGGCCCGGCCCAGAGUAAGGAUGAUAGAGCUGCAUGCUGUGUGGCUCUGACCGAGCUGCAGGAGUGAGGCUCACACUCUGCCUGCUGUCUGUGCAUGGGAAGGCAACAGAGGGUACAUGUCUGCAGCUGCAGGUCUGAAGGCGUGGGUGGCCGAGGGCAGGGUGGGGGCCGGGAGGUUCCUGCAGUCCUCCUCCUCCUCCUUCAGGGGGCAGUUCCCACCUAUUCAUCUGCCCGCCUCGACCCUGACCCCCCUCGUCUGGAAGCUUCACCUCCUCAGGAACUGGAAGAUCCACAAAUGAAGUCCAGAGCGAGAGAGAGACACUUCUAAACUUUUGCAGGAGAGGCAGUGGUUUCGGUGAGUUCGCUCCCCUCUGCCUCCUGAAGGAGUCGGACCCGGCCUCUCGGGGGACGGGGUUCGAGCCGAGCCCCGGUGACGGGUCCGGCUGCGGCUGAACAGACGCUUUGCUUGGUUGGACGAUGGAGAGGAGUUUGUGGUGUUGUGGGGGGGGGGGGAGACUCAUCUUGGUUUAUUGCUUGUUGUGCAGCUGCAUGCUGGGAGUCCAGGAGCUGAAAAGACGUUUGAGCAAAUAGCUUCUCUGAGAUAUUUUUAGUUUGGACGACAUUGAAAUACAUGUUGGCGGGUUUACCUUUCCUGUCUGUGGCCGCUGAGGAACCCGGACUCACGGCCCUCACCCGUAUUCAUGAAGGCGUUUGCAUCAACAACAGCCCCAGGAAGUAAAGGAUGGUGGAAGUCAUUAAAUGAAAUCCACUAACUUCUCUGCUCGGUGCAGACAAAUCAAAACCCCAGUGCAGGUAUUUAGGUGUGAAAACACCAAAGUGAGACUUGGAAGAAAAUCAAUAUCUUAUUUUGUCGUCUAAACACAAAGUCUCUGGGACUUUAUUUGUGCGAAUGGAUUCCUACAAACCAGAGUAGCAGCUGCUCGUGCUGAAGCCAUAUCGGGGGUGCAUGAGUCCGUGGAGCUUUUCCUUCUCUUCUAGAUGAACGGGAGGAAUUUGACUUCCCACAGUUUGCUUUCUGAAGAGCCUUUUAUUUUCCACCUCCCCCCAAAUAUAGACAGCACAGGACACAAAGUCCAAACGGCCUCCGGGUUGAAGGAGUUCCGUGCUGAAAGAGUUGAUUCAGGGAGAAUUCUAUUGAAUGGUCUGUUUUCCUCAAAGGGCUGCGGCUUGUGAUCGGAGGAAUACAACCUCUAGUUUAUAUUUUAUCUUCCUGGCUUCCCCUGAAAGAAAGCACCCGGCAGAUGGAGGGAGAUCUGCUGAGGGAUGAAAGGAAGCGGAGGCGGUUUUCUUUAGGUCGCGAAGGAGUCCGACAAGCUGGCUUGUACGAUUCCUUUCUUACUGUUCCAGUUUCCCAGUACUGUACUGGUGCAGGGACGGGGCGGUGCAGACUCCCAUCGCUCACAGGAGGACGCGGCCGAGCGAGAUGUUCUCAUGUUUAUUCAGAUGCCCUGCGACGCGACCGUCUCCGGCCCACAAUGCAUCGCAGCAUAUUUCUGUAAGGCAGUGUGGAUGUGCACUGUUCACUUGUGCAGAGGAAACUGUGGAUCAACUUUUAAUCACAGUUGUUGGUAAAGUUUUUCUUCUGCGUUUCCCCAAAUUUUAAAAAACGCUGCCUUGAACUUUAGCUCAUUUUCUGGCUGUUUCUCUGACGAAGGUCUUUGAACUUUAGUGGCACCGUCACGUCCACGUUAUUUCAACAAACUUCUUAUCGUCUUAGCGUGUUAGCGACAGAACUGAGUAAUAGAAAAAUUAAGAAAAGAUCAUUUUUAUUGAGAAAUACUUCGUGUAACUAGGACGGUGAAGUACAAUAUACAAGUGUUGGUGCCUUCACUCUAACUCUUCAACGGAAUAGAAAAAUGUAAAAUACACAAUAAAUGAUGAUAAUUAUAAAUCCUAUUUGAUCAAUGAUGUUCGAUACUUUCAAAGACUUUGAGGAAAAACAACUCAAGCUGAAUUUUAGAGAAACGCAGCCUUUUCUUCUGCAAACAGCAUUUUGCACAUUUCGUUUUCCUCUUGCUGUUUUUCUUCAGUGUUACUUUUUGACAGAAACAUGAUGUUAUGAUUUUUUUUUAAAUGUUGUCUUCAUCAUUGUAUUUAUUCCUUUUUUUGGGGCCAGUUGUGAAAUUCAUUUUGAAGGCACAAGUAGAUAUUUGGGCAGUUUUUUUCUUUAUUAAUCUUUAUCUGAUUAACUCGUCUGAGCCCAAACUUCCCCUCAACACAAUGAUUUAAAUUGAAUUGAACUCCAUUGGCCCGGUUUCCUGUUCUUGAUUCAGCUCACAGCAUCUUUAUAGGUCACUGAUAUUGAUCUCCUUAUCAUAGAUGGUGAUUGUAGAGCUCAUUUUUUAAACUGCUCAAUUCAGUUUUCUUUGAAACUGUUGUAAAACUUGAUUUACUUGGGGCCACUUUUCCCAAUUUGUUCUGUUUUGACUUGUAACAUGUCCAUAUUUUAAAAUGUGUGUUUUUUCUAAAGACCUUUCCUCUGAUUCUCUUGCGUCUUAGUUCAGAUCUGCCGAAGAAACUAACACUUUACAUUCAAAGUCGAAUUUGGACAGGAGGAGAAGGCCUGACUAGAUUAUAUGGCAUUUCCACAGCUACUCUACUACACUGACAACUCUCACGUGUUUCUCAAAUUAACUCUGUAAAACGAAUUUCUUGUGAGUUGUGUAACUCAAACUGGCUAAAAGCAACACCUCGAUCUGAAUGUGUUAUGCUUUCGUCAAUUUCCUCCUUUAUUUCUCACCCAUUCCAAAAAUGUUUCAUUCAUUUAAAACCUUCAGGUAGUAAACAACUCAGCUAUUUAAAAUGCAGGAAAUAGAAUUUGAAAUGUGGGACUUUUAUUUUAUUGGCAGAAAUGUGGCCACAGUCCAUGAGGAUGGAAAUGAAUUGGACUUUCUGUGCUUCUUAGCUUUAUUUGUCUUUGCUCAGUGCCGAGUAACGUUAGCAUUUUAGUGCAAUAGUGAAGUUCUGUCACUUCAACUCUUGAAGGUUUUAUCGUCUUGACGUCACUGAUGUGUUUUUAACUCUAAUUCUUUAUUCCCGAUCCCGACUCGGUUCUUUGAACGAGUCGAAUCUGACAAAACUCACGCACAAAGAUUUCCCCCUGCUGGUCCCGAGGCAGCAGGACGAGCCCUGAACGGAACUGAACUGAGAUCAGAUUCUGUCGUCACUGUUAUCAGGAAGAAAACAUGUAGAAAUGUCACAAUGCACAACAAAAAGAAUGUACUAUAGAAACUGGUGAUUAUCUGUAACUAACUAGUGAUAUGUCUGUAAAAGCGUGUGGAGUCCACGAUGACUUCAAACAGGAAGGGACGUUUUCUGUCACGUGUCUGAUCCCUCUGCUUCAUCCCAUCCCCACGUUCUGUUUCCCUCCUCUCUAACCUGUACACCUCAUUUUCUGAAUGUAACAUGUUUCUUAACGUGUUGAACCUGAGACACGUGUGUGUGUGUGUGUGUGUUGGAUGUUAUUUAUUUGAAUGUGAAGCCCUGGUUGGCAUUUCUCUGUUGAUGUUGUUGUAUAUGUAUAAUUUCCUGUAAGCAGUUAUUUUUUUAUUUAUUUCAGUACGAGAGAGAAUAAACUCUCCCCUGCCCUAAUUUGACUAAAACGUAUCUAGACAUGUAAAGCAAUAUUUGACUUAAUGUGUAAAAUAUUCAGUGUAGUAUUCUCGUGUCUGGCAUGUUAGACUGCAGUACACAGCAGCAUCCCUUUACGCCUUUAGGUCCUGUCUUGAUGAUUUGGGUGUAUUCUGUAUAUCCAGUGAAUAUGACGUGUUUGCCGACCGUGGGCAUCGUGAGCACUCUGUGGUUUCCAGGACAUGUGACCUAUACCCUCUAAUAUCCACUGUCCACUCUGUGAUGGGGCUGUCACGUGAACAUUUGUCUAUUUACUUGAAUUUUUCAAUGGAUUAUAGUCGGUGGAUUUGUUGUGUACCAGGAUCAUAAUAAAAAACACAAAUACGUUACUGACUUGUU